Elaeis guineensis (African oil palm) is the source of this 2870-nucleotide messenger RNA. RefSeq names its product synaptotagmin-2. NCBI's taxonomy places the organism in Eukaryota, Viridiplantae, Streptophyta, Magnoliopsida, Arecales, Arecaceae. The record is from RefSeq and is a predicted model, not a curated record. Gene Ontology annotation, molecular function: lipid binding.
GCCCCCACUCCCUUUCUCUCGACCCCUUCUAUUUCGCCCCCCAACCGCCCGCGCCCAGUCCGCGAAAGGCCGCGCUCGCUCCAGCCACCGCCUCCGCCCUUUUCACCUUCGAAACCCCGCCGAACCCUCGCCCUGAUCCUAUAUUUCCUUCUUGUUUCUAGCAUCAUCGACUCGAUUUCUUCAAGAUUUCUUCUUCAGUGCUGUUCUUUUGGCGGCGAUGGAGGUUUAUGCGUCCCUUGAGCGGGACUCGGGAAAGCCUAAUCCCAAACUCUCGAGCUUGCGGUCUUUAUAGAGGCCAAUUCGCUUGAGUUCGAGCUGCUCGAGCAGCGGGUAUUCUGACUUGGGAUCUAUGUUUUCGGCUGUUGUUGAUGUGAAUUGCGGUGCCCAACGUUGGAUUGGGACCAGCGUUUCUUGUUCCUGGAAUGUUGGUGCCGCGGAAUUCUUUUGGGUUAGCUCUCUCGCAGUUUCGUGGGCGUUCGCCUCUUGUUUGCCCGUGUGAAUUAGGAGAUGGAGGCAUCGGUUGUAGAAGAAGAAGAAGGAAGAGAUUGAACUUUGGGAUUCUUCUGAGUGAGUUUCGGAGGAGUAGAUGGCGAUGCGGGCCGUGCAUGCUUCCGGCUGAGAAUAAAAAUUCGAAUUUGGACGUUGACUUCUUGAAAUCUGCCAAGAGAAGUGUGAGAGCCCAGCAGCAAAUUGUCGCGAAACAGUUAUCCAGUGAACUGGAUUAUGAGGAUUCCGAGCCGAUGCAGAUGGCCUCCAGCUUCAGAAACUACCAGGACGAUCCAUUGGUGGAUAAAUUGAAGACUCAGCUUGGAGUGAUCCAUCCCAUCCCUUCUCCUCCCAUUAACAGGAGUAUUGCUGGCUUCUUUGUCUUUUUUUUCUGUGUUGGUGUUGUUUUUGACAAGAUUUGGACUUUUAGGAAGAGGAAUAAAUCAAUCCAGGAUGUUCGGAAUGGGACCUGGCCUCAGGUGCCGACUAGCUUCUCACUGUUUCUGGAAAAGGAUCUCCAGAGGAAAGAGUCAGUUGAAUGGGUCAACAUGGUUUUGGGAAAGUUAUGGAAGGUUUACAGGUCUGGGCUUGAAAAUUGGAUCAUCGGAUCGGUCCAGCCAGUGAUAGACAACCUCAGGAAGCCUGAUUAUGUGCAGAGGGUUGAAAUUAAGCAGUUCUCGCUAGGGGAUGAACCAUUGUCUGUUAGGAAUGUUGAACGAAGGACUUCUCGCCGUGUCAAUGACUUGCAGUAUCAGAUUGGCCUUCGUUAUACAGGUGGUGCUCGCAUGUUGUUGUCCCUAUCCUUAAAAUUUGGUGUUAUCCCGAUCGUUGUACCUGUUGGAGUUCGUGAUUUUGAUAUUGAUGGGGAACUUUGGGUCAAGUUACGUUUAAUACCUACAGAGCCUUGGGUGGGUGCUGUAUCAUGGGCUUUUGUCGCCCUUCCAAAGAUUAAAUUUGAGCUGUCACCAUUUCGUUUGUUCAAUCUUAUGGCAAUCCCGGUUCUAUCAAUGUUCCUGACAAAGCUUCUAACUGAAGAUUUGCCUCGACUCUUUGUGCGUCCAAAAAAAAAUGUCCUUGACUUUCAGAAAGGGAAAGCACUGGGUCCUGUUUCAGAUGAUUUCAAAACAAAUGCAAUUCAGGAAGGAAAUAAAGAUUUUGUUGGAGAGUUAUCAGUGACUCUAGUAGAUGCUCGGAAACUUGCUUAUUUCUUAUUUGGAAAGACGGAUCCUUAUGUUGUUCUAAGUUUGGGUGAUCAGGUAAUUAGAAGUAAGAAAAAUAGCCAGACAACUGUCAUUGGCCCACCUGGACAGCCAAUCUGGAAUCAGGAUUUUCAUAUGCUUGUUGCGAACCCUAGGAAGCAGAAAUUAUAUAUCCAAGUAAAGGAUUCCUUUGGAUUCCCGGAUUUCACUAUUGGCACAGGCGAGGUUGAGCUAGGAUCUCUUCAAGAUACAGUACCAACAGAUAGAAUUAUAACUUUACAAGGAGGUUGGAGAUUGUUUGGGAACCGAUCUUCUGGGGAAAUACUACUACGCCUCACAUACAAGGCAUAUGUUGAGGAUGAAGAUGAUGAUAGUGUAGAAAUGGAGUUUGUGGAUGGCGAUGCAUCUGAUGGUGAAAUACUAGACUAUGAGCAAGCGAAUGGCACAUAUGGACAAAGUAGGGGUGGCCCUGAUGAAAAACAAAGAGAAUCAUUUAUGGAUGUCCUAACAGCUCUGCUUGUAAGUGAGGAAUUUCAAGGCAUAGUGGCAUCUGAAACAGGAAAUGCUAAAGUUUCUGAGGAGUCCAAGUAUCCCGAAUCAACGAUGUCAAGAGCCCGUGGUCAGACAUCAUCUCUUGAACCUAAUAGUGUUUCAAGUGGUGCCAGAGACUCAACAUUAGCAUGGCUUGCUGUGAUUACAAGUAUAGUGGUGCUCAUUUCUAUUAAUAUCGGUGGUUCAAGUUUCUUCAAUCCAUGAUAUCAUUCACAAUACCUAUGAGGUCAUGUUCUGUCUGCAAACACAGUGACAACAUUUCACAGUAGAAUAAUACUCAAGUAUACAGUUCUUUCUGGUACCGGCAAUCUUUCUUUAUUUCUGGUGUAAAUUCAGCUUACCAGCAGAGGAACAUGUUCAUGCGGCCAUUUUUUCCCAUUUAUUUCCACUGAUAUUUAUUACUGUCGUCCCAUACCUCACAUCGAUAUGCCUUAACACUUGUAUUUCUGAAUUUUCUUCACUCUGUCAAGGCUUAAGUGAAAUGCAUUUGCAACUGCUUCAUGGCUGGUUGUUUUUGUGCAGAGGCCUAAUUUUUGUACUUUAACUUCCUCUAAGAUAGCAUUCCAAAAUUUAACCAUGCGUAUAUUUUCCAAGUUUUGUCUCUGUUUGCAAGGGUACCUCGAGUCAGUUUAG